CGGCCGCGGCGGCGGGGGUGCUGUACGGAGGGGACGAUGCCCAGGGCAUGAUGGCGGCGAUGCUGUCCCACGCCUACGGCCCCGGCGGCGGCGGGGCCGCCGCUGCCGCCCUGAACGGAGAGCAAGCGGCCCUGCUGAGAAGGAAGAGCGUCAACACCACCGAGUGCGUCCCGGUGCCCAGUUCCGAACAUGUCGCUGAGAUUGUCGGACGCCAGGGUUGUAAAAUUAAAGCACUGAGAGCCAAGACAAACACGUAUAUCAAGACACCUGUCCGCGGUGAAGAGCCCAUUUUUGUUGUCACUGGACGGAAAGAAGAUGUUGCCAUGGCCAAGAGAGAAAUCCUUUCGGCUGCAGAGCACUUCUCUAUGAUCCGUGCAUCUCGGAACAAAAAUGGCCCCGCGCUUGGAGGGUUAUCGUGUAGUCCUAAUCUGCCCGGUCAAACCACAGUCCAAGUCAGGGUCCCCUAUCGUGUGGUAGGGCUAGUGGUUGGACCAAAAGGAGCAACAAUUAAGAGAAUUCAGCAACAGACCCACACAUACAUAGUUACUCCGAGCAGAGAUAAGGAGCCAGUCUUUGAAGUCACAGGGAUGCCGGAAAAUGUUGAUCGAGCACGAGAAGAAAUAGAAAUGCAUAUUGCCAUGCGUACAGGGAACUAUAUAGAGCUCAAUGAAGAAAAUGAUUUCCACUAUAACGGUACCGAUGUGAGCUUUGAAGGUGGCACUCUAGGCUCUGCGUGGCUCUCUUCCAAUCCAGUUCCUCCAAGCCGAGCAAGAAUGAUGUCCAACUAUCGAAAUGAUAGUUCUAGUUCUCUAGGAAGUGGUUCCACUGAUUCCUAUUUUGGAAGCAAUAGGCUGGCUGACUUUAGUCCAACAAGCCCGUUUAGCACAGGAAACUUUUGGUUUGGAGAUACACUACCGUCUGUAGGCUCAGAAGACCUUGCAGUAGACUCUCCUGCCUUUGACUCUUUACCAACAUCUGCUCAAACUAUCUGGACUCCAUUUGAACCAGUUAACCCACUCUCUGGCUUUGGGAGUGAUCCUUCUGGUAACAUGAAGACUCAGCGUAGAGGAAGUCAGCCAUCAACUCCUCGUCUGUCUCCUACCUUUCCUGAGAGCAUAGAACACCCACUUGCUCGAAGGGUUAGGAGCGACCCACCUAGUACAGGCAACCAUGUUGGCCUUCCAAUAUACAUCCCUGCUUUUUCUAAUGGUACCAAUAGUUAUUCCUCUUCCAAUGGUGGUUCCACCUCUAGCUCACCUCCAGAAUCAAGAAGAAAGCACGACUGUGUGAUUUGCUUUGAGAAUGAAGUUAUUGCUGCCCUAGUUCCAUGUGGCCACAACCUCUUCUGCAUGGAAUGUGCCAACAAGAUCUGUGAAAAGAGAACGCCAUCAUGUCCAGUUUGCCAGACAGCUGUUACUCAGGCAAUCCAAAUUCACUCUUAACUAUAUAUAUAUACAUAAAUACUAUAUCUUAUAUGGACUCAUAAAGGCAUGGGUAUAAUGGUAUACCCCAGUAAACUUCCUAAUGAAUUCUUAUGACUGUUAUCAGGCUUUAUUGGGAUUAGGCUAAAGUUGUUAGUACACUUAUAAAAGGCUGCUAUGGUAACACUAAACCUAAGUGGUCUCUUGUCUAUUAGUUUGGUUUGAAUUAUUAAUACUAUCUUGUAGACUCGGAGACAUAGCUUGUAUAGGAAUUGUUAAAGCUGAAGUUCUACUUGGCUGUGUAACCUAUGAGCAAAAUGUAUCCAUCUGAGGUUGUAGUCAGUGGGUCCCAAAGCCUAGCCGCAUUAAGAGUUUAUGGAGGUGCCUGGCAUCACAAAUGACUGACACUCCAGCGCUGCCUUCUUCACACUGCCAGUUUUGACAAAAACAGGUUUGUUUUUUAUUUUACAACAACUUCUGCCUAAUUCUGCAGGAUUGCAAGUAACUUUUUAAAGCAUUGUGAUUACUUACUAGUAAUAAUAGGGCUGAUGGCAGUUUACUAGAUCACUGGUUAUAAUUUGGGACAAAAACUGCUACAUUGACUUUCAUCUCGCCCAGAGUGCUCAAGGCUGCUGUGUUCAGUGGAUCAGGAAUACAAUUGUCUUUGAUUGUGAAUUCCUACCCAUUGCCUCUCUCAGUGAAUGUGGAAAUGGCCGCCUGGGUUUUCCCAUUUCUGGAUGGGCUUUGGGAAGCACCUAUAUUGGCUGAAAAUUUGAGAAUGCGAACAUUCCAUUCAUUAGUCUGAUCAAGAUAUUAAUUAAUAUUUAGACUGUAGCUCAAAAUGUGAAACAUUUUUUGUUCAAUCCAUAUUUGUCUUGCACAUUAUAAAUAUAUUUUUAUUUUUUAGUAAUGUAGGGGAUGGGGAGGGAGACAAUAAUGCCCUUGGCAUGAUUCAUGAAAGCAGCUGUGACAACCUCCAAUCAGUUUACUUCAUUUCAAACCUAUUUCCAAUCACAAGGAAAGAUUUCUUUAAGACACUUGUACAUUUCACCUGUGGAUGUUUUAACGUCAUCCUCAGUAUGUCCCCAAAUUUGCUGGUAUUGAGAGGAUAAAACAUUAUACUGGUGGGUUUUUCUACUAAUUAUUUUUUGAAACGUUAUUUUCCCAACACAAAAGAGCUUUUUUUCUCAGUAUAACAAAAAUUGAAAUCUUAUGUGUAUUCAAUAGUAAAUAGACAAAAUUUUAUUUUUUAUUUCCACUUGAAGAGUUACAUUUCGUAUAAAGUUUACAAAUAACGGUUUUUAUUUUGAUUUUUUUCAGUAUAAAAAGUUGCCUUGAUGGCACAUUAUGAUGUAAUGCUAAUGGCUUGUAGGAUAGUUGAUUGUCAGUAUUGAAUCCUAAUCUCUAGCUGCCGUCUUGUAGAUAUGGACGAAUGUCACCCAGCAUGUGUUUCGUAUUUUGUUGCAUCGUACACUGCAACUAAUAAGCCAAGGAAUCGACAUAUAUUAGGUGCGUGUACUAUUUCUAAAAACCACAAACUAAGAAUGAUAAAUUAUCAAUAUAGUUUAGUAUUUGCUAAUUUUACUACACUCUUUUGUUAUGUAUAUGUAGGGAAGUCAUAGGGAUUAUAAAUUCAAUUUGAGUAAAGUUUAAAACCAUAUAUUUUAUGAUAAAGGGCCUUUAACUUAAGAUGGCCAAAGCACUGAUAUUAUAUAUUUGCUGUAAAGAGAAUUAUAAGAGUUUUAUUUUUCUGAUAUUAAAAGUUACUUAAUAAAGACUUGUUUCCAUUAAC
Messenger RNA from Rattus norvegicus (Norway rat), 3213 nucleotides. It is a transcript of the gene Mex3c, whose product is annotated as mex-3 RNA binding family member C. Gene Ontology annotation, cellular component: nucleus; cytoplasm. NCBI's taxonomy places the organism in Eukaryota, Metazoa, Chordata, Mammalia, Rodentia, Muridae. Gene Ontology annotation, molecular function: ubiquitin protein ligase activity; nucleic acid binding; RNA binding. The record is from RefSeq and is marked provisional.